Monoraphidium neglectum is the source of this 3768-nucleotide messenger RNA. Its product is annotated as Adventurous-gliding motility protein Z. The record is from RefSeq and is a predicted model, not a curated record. The coding region runs from base 1 to 3768 and encodes 1255 amino acids. The transcript has 20 exons. Lineage: Eukaryota; Viridiplantae; Chlorophyta; Chlorophyceae; Sphaeropleales; Selenastraceae.
AUGCUGGAUGUUUCUGCAGACAUCAAGCGGCAGAGCGAGGGCGCAAGGGAGCAGCUGGACAGACGGAUAAAUGAGCUGGAGGGUCAGCAGCGGGAGCUGCGCGGACAGCUGGAGGAGCGUGAGGCGGCUAUUGUGGGGCUGCAGAGCCGGAUGGGCCAGCAGCAGGGCCAUGAGGCAGAGCUGGAGUUGCGCCACCAGCAGCAGAUCAAGCAGAUGCAGGCAGAGUUCGCGGCGAUGCUCAAGGAUACACUUGAAAAACUGCAGCAGCGGCUGGAGGAGCGGCACACGGGCAAGGCUGUUGCCUUGGCUUCCACGGCUCUGCAGCGCCAGUCGUCGGGGCUGCACGGCGGCCCGGACGUGCUGUCCAGGAGUGUGGACAACCUCAACCUCAAGGCCCUCUCGCAGCCCCCACGCAGCGCGCGUGCGGGCUCGACCUACUCGGCCGCUUCAUCGGGCACGCGGACGGCGUCCGGCCAGGGCGGCGCCACCGCUGGGGCGCCAGGGUCGGCAACCAAGAGCACGGGCAGCAGCAGCAUAUACGCUACGCCGCGGCGAUCAUCCGACGUCUCCUCUCUGCUGAGGCCCUCCAACUCGCGGCUGCCCAGCUACGCAGCACAGCACGGGGCCGCACCCGGCGGGCCGGCGCGCGGGGCGGGCGCAGCUCUCGGCGCGAGCAGCGCUGCUAGUCGGGGCCACUCAGUCGGGGCUGCAAGCAACCCCCCGCGAACCACCCUGUCGACGAGCCCCGAAGCUGGGGCCCCUUCUGCUGCUGCAGCUGCGGAGCUGGCACAGGCGCACACACGCCUGGAAGCAGAGCAAGCUGAGAAGGCGCGAUUGCAGGUUGCGCUGGCACGAUCGGAAGGCGAACAGGCGGAGCUCCGACAGCAGCUGCAGCAGGGCCACGCCCAUGACAGCACGGCCCUGCAGGAGGCGCGCGCACAGGUGGCGGACCUGCAGCGCCAGCUGGAUGACGAGCGCUGCGGCAAUCUGGCUACUUCAACCACUUCUGAGCUCAUGCGCACGGCCCUGUCGCAUAACAUGACCAGCACAGCACAGCUGCAAUUGCGCAUCAACGAGCUGAUGAGCGAGUUGAGCGAAGUGCAGGUUGAGAGGGAUGCGACUUUGCAGCAGACCAUGGUGCAGACGGAUGUACUGGGGCAGAUGCAUCACAAGAUUGACCUGGUCAAGGCGGAGCUGAUGGCUGCCCAGUCCCUGAACAAGCAGCUGCACGAGCAGCUCAUGGACGCGCGCCAUGAAGAGGAGCACACGCCCAGCCCGCGGCUGGUGCAGCUGCAGAAGGAUCUGCGGGACGCUCGGCGCCGCGAGCAGGCCGCGACCAGCGAGGCGGCGCUCGGCGCAGAGGAGAUGGAGCGGCUUGGCCACGAGCUAGCGGCGGCCAACAGCAAGGUCAACCUGCUGCAGGUCGCGCGCAACCAGCUGCAGAGCAAGGUCGAGGCGCUGGUAGAGAGCGAGGAGCACCUCAAGAGCCGCGAGGCGGCGCUUCGCAGCAACGAGGCGGCGCUCAAGGGGGCGCUGGCGCAGAAACUUGACGAGCACCAGCAGCUGAUGAACGUCAUCUCAGAGCUGCAGCGCCACAAGGCCGGGCUGGAAGGCACCCUGGAGGAAAAGCGCGCGUCGCUCACGGCGCUGGGAGCGCAGCUGGCAGGGCGUGGCAAGGCGCUAGCAGGGAUGGAGGGGCAGCUGGCCGAGCAGCAGAGGAACCUCGACCGCCUCACGGGAGAGAUGCGCGUUGCGAACACGGAUCGCGUCCGCCUGGAGGAGGAGCUAUCGGACAUGGCGGCAGCCCACAGCGACCUGCAGCAGCAGCUGGCGGCGGCGCGGGACGCGAGCGCGGGGUCUGCAGCCGUCGCGGCAAGGGCGGCUGCGGCAGAGGGGCGCGCUGAGGAGCUGGCAGCGGAGGCGGAGCGGCUGACUGCUGAGCUGGCGGAGGCCACGCAGCUGGCCGAGGCGCGCUCCGAAGCGGCGCAGGAUGCUGAGAUUGCAGCGCUUAAGCGGCGGCUUGAGGCUAGUGAAGGCCAGCAGCGGGAGCAACAGCUCGGCCUGCCGCAAAAAGCAGUGCGCAUGCGCAGCAGUCCGCUGGCAGAGCCCUGCAACAGCAGCAGCAGCAGCAGCCACAGCAGCGGCAGCAGCAGCUGCCUGUGUCUGAGAAAUCAGUUUGACACUGUUGCUGCCCCACGUUGGGGGCCUGUUCCGCAGGCUGAGCUGCAUGCAGCUGCUGCCGCAGCCGUGACGGAGCGCAAUGCGCAGGCGAGCCAUGCGCGCAAGCUGCUGGCGGACGCUGCCCGGCUGCAGGAGCAGCUGAAUGGCGCAACUGAGGACAUCUUCACGCUGCAGAAGCAGCUCAACACCGCCAUCAAGCGAAUCGACGUGCUGCAGGACGAGAAAAACGUUGCCGUAGAGGCGCGCAACCAGGCGGCGGCGCGCGCGGACCAAAUGCAGGCGGCCAAGGAGCGCCUGCCGGAGCUGGAGCAACAGCUGGCGCAGCUGCAGGCUGACCUGCGAGCCAGCAAUGAGCUGUGCGCGGCGCGCGAUGCGGAGUGCCAGCAGCUGCUUCAGCGCGCCGCCGCCCAGGGCACGGAGCUGGAGGUGGCACGUGCCCAGCUGGCAGAGGCGGCGGGGGCAGCCGCACGCUUGGCAGGGGUGGAGGCCGCGCUGGCUGCGCAGCGCGAGGGCGUGGGGCGUAUACAUGAGCUGCUGCGGGCGGCGGAGUCGCGCGUGUGCGAUGCGGAGGAGCGCGCCAGCCGAGCAGAGGCGGAGGUGCGGCUCUCACAAGAGGCGCAGGCCGAGCUCGAGAGGCAGGCGGCAGGGGCGGCCGCUGCGCAGCUGGCAGCAGAGGAGGCCGCGGCCGCGCUGGACGCCGGCGAGCGCGCCGCGCGCGCCGCGGCGGCCGAGUCGGCUGCGGAUGCACGCGCCGCGCGCGAGGCCGCGGCGCGGCUGGGCGAGCAGCUGGCGGCGUCUGUGUCGUCGGGGGGCAGUGCGCUGCGGGAGCUGGAAGCGCGGCUGCAGCACGCGCAGCAGAGAGCGGAGUCCCUGGCCACAAAGUGCGAGGAGGCACGCUGCGCGGCCGACGCUGCGGCAGCGCGCGAGCGCGCGGCGCAGCAGGAGCUGCGGCUGGCCGAAGUCGAGGGACAGCGGUUGACGCGGGCACUGACGUCCGCACAGGCAGCCGCGGAGAGCGCCCGCGCCGACGCUGACGCAGCCCUGUCUGCGGCGGCGGCUGAGGCCGCGGCAGCGGCGACGGCGGCAAGUGUCAGGGUCGAGACCAACGCGGCAGCGGCGCGCGUGCGGGAGCUGGAGGGGCAGCUGUCUGCGCUGUCAGCACAGCGCGCGCGCUCGGCGCGGCAGUCCAAGAUGCAGGCGCUGCAGCUGAAGGAGCUCGAGGCUGCAAAGGUGGACCUGGAGGCGCAACUUGCAGCCUUCCACCCUGAGGCCGCGCAGCCAGGCAGCAAGGCGGCCAACAUGGCAACAGCGGCCUCAGCAGACGUGGAGUUAGGCGGUGCGGCGGAGGAUCAAGGGGGGACUUCGACUGGCGAGGGUGCGGCUGGGGGGGCGGGGGCGGCGGAAAGCGGGGCAGAAAGCGGGCGGAGGCGGCGGCGGGGCGCAUUCGGGCGGGUGGUGGUGCCCAUGCUGCAGUGGAGCGGGGUGAUGAGUGCGCUUGCCAUGGCGGCGGCGAUGGCGGCGGGGCGCGCCCAGCAGCUGGAGCAGCAGCAGCAGCCACUAAUGCAGCAGCGCAGCACCAGCGGAUGA